AUGGCACAAACUUAUAGCCAGCAGCAGCCAAUGCAACAGUCUCAAAUACCAGAAUAUACCUUACCAGGCGUGCUUCAUUUUCUCCAGUCAGAAUGGAGGCGCUACGAGCGAGACAGAAAUGAAUGGGAGAUUGAGCGUGCCGAAAUGAAGGCCCGCAUCGCACUAUUAGAAGGAGAACGUCGUGGAAUUGAAACUAUGAAAAUAAAUCUAAUGAGGCGUGUGAAAAUGUUAGAAUUUGCUUUAAGGCAGGAGAGAAGUAAAUAUUUGGCCGGCAUAUCCCCCACACAACCUAUAAUAAAGGAAUCAUCUACUGUAUCAGCUACUGCAAACGAAGAAGGACCACAAAAUAAUCCUCAAUCAACUACUGAGACUACUGGGUUUUCUCAGACUUCCGAACAAUCUUCUCAACAAAAGAGUCUUUUAUCAAGUCGGGACCCUAAUUAUCGCAUCAAAAGUAGAGAAAUUCUUAAAGCAUGUUUACAAGAAAUUGAUUACCUUACAAAUGCUGCGACUAGUAACCCCUCUAUCAGCAAUCGACUUCUAAGCCAUCCAACUGGUUUGAAUGGAAAUAAUGUAACCAAUCAAAUGCCAAAUCAUAGAGACAGUGCAAUAUGGGUUGGGGGCAAUUCCCCUGCAAAUAAUAGUGUGCCUCCGAAAAGAUUAGGCAACGUUGCAAUAAAACCUUCUAGGCCUGCUCCAACAACACCACCGACAAUUUUACCCAUAUUGCCAACAAAUUCUUCGAGUCCACCAUUAGAUCAUUCUUUUCCUCCGCGUGAAGGUUUGGAGUUAGUUUCUCCUGAUAAUGAUGACGGUUCUUUCUUCCCUAAGUCAGCUGAUAAAUCGUACAAGAGUGACGAAAGUUUUUCCGAUAAUGAGCAAUCGUCAUUUGGCUUUCCAAGAAAUGACAUAAUAUCACCUGGCGAAAUGACUCCAGUGGGUAAUGGAAUUGAUGGAUUAGGGACAAAGACAAACGAUGAAAGCUACUUUGGAAAAGAUGUUGGUACUCCCGCCUUUAACAAACCAAAAUUUGAUAAAUCAAAAUUUGAUGGAUCCUGGAAAAUACCGAGUCAAGUUGUACCUAGGAACAUAACUUCAGCAUUUCCUUCAAAAAGUGCAGAUGAACUCAGAGAAGAAGAGUAUCAAUUGGCAAAAGAUGUUCAAAAAAAAUUUAACCUGUCAGAUGAGAAAAUUUCGAAAUUAAUGAAAAAUUCUUCGAAAAAAAAUCAAAGCAUAUUACCAAUCAAUACCUCAGAUCCUCAGUUAGAUGAACUCAGUUUAUCGGUUGAAGAAGUAGAGAACACAGAAAAAUCAGAGGUUGAUAAAUUGCAAGAAAAUAGUUCAGAUAGAAAAAUGUGGAGGCAAAGAUUCACAUUAAAAAGCCAUCUUGAUACUGUUCGAUCUAUUUCAUGGCAUAAGUCAGAACUCGUGUUCGCGUCUGGAUCGGAAGAUGGCACCGUAAAAUUAUGGAAUUUAAAAGGCCCAGUUUCUCUCAAGCCUACAGAUGUUCCUGAUAUUGAGCCGACAAUUACGUAUAGAGGUCAUACAGCGGCUGUAAAUUCAGUUGUUAUUGCUUCAGAACAGCACAGAUGUUAUUCGGCUAGUAUGGACUCUACAAUCCGUGUAUGGAAUUUGCCGCCACCAAAACGAGAUAAUUAUGGACCUGUUGAUUCUCCGUUGAACUUUACUACCUACAUUGGUCAUACGGAUGCUAUAUGGGAUUUAAGAUUAUUCCCUAUUUGCAACUUAAAUACCCAAUUUUUGGCAUCUGCAUCUGCUGAUGGGUCGGUUAAAAUUUGGAAUACGGAGGCAGAAGGAUCUCCCUUGAAAAGUUCGUGGGGAUAUUAUGGAAACAACGGUGAACUACCGGUUAACGGAGUUCGUCCUCCAAUACCUACGUCUAUUGACUUUGUCCAUAGCGAUUUGAAGAAAAUUGCCGUUUCAUUCCAAAAUUCAAUUAUCAAGCUUUAUGACAUUGAAACAGGGCAAAGUGUUGUAACAUUUAAUAGUGAUGAAACAUACGAUAAAACCCCAGCGACGCAAAUCAAUCGUGUCUUCGUCCAUCCAACUAUGCCACUAUUGUUUUCGGCACAUGAGGAUAAAUAUAUUAGAUUCUUUGAUGUCAACAGUGGUAAAUGCAAUUUCUCAAUGCUUGCUCAUCUGGAUUCAGUCACAACACUUGAUAUUGAUCCAUCAGGAAUGAUAUUAAUUUCGGGAGGCCAUGAUAGCUCUAUCCGUUUGUGGGAUAUUGUAUCAACAAGACAAUGUAUUCAAGAGUUUGUAUCGCAUCGGAAAAAAUCUGAUGAGGGUGUGCUAUGUGUUGAAUAUCAUCGGUCUUUGCCAUGGAUGGCAAGUGGUGGUGCAGAUUCUGUAUUUGAACUUUAUUUGAGAGGUGAUUGUAAAACGGAACUAAUACUUGAGGGUUUAACUAUUUUUGACGCAUUAGUGGGUGUUAUUGCAUUUACAUUCUUUUUAUUUGCUGUAUCUCAUUAUUUAUUAGGAACUAUAUAG
Cetraspora pellucida is the source of this 2511-nucleotide messenger RNA. The record is from the annotation of a GenBank genome assembly. Lineage: Eukaryota; Fungi; Glomeromycota; Glomeromycetes; Diversisporales; Gigasporaceae.